ACCAAAAAAAAAAAAAAGAGAGGAAGAGCAAAGCAUACAAGUUCACAGCAUCAUGCCAACAACAUCACUCUCAACCAAGAGCAAAACCCACAAAACCAACAAAAACCGCCAAAACCAAAACAAAACCAUAAAAACCAACCAACAGCACCAGCAAAACUACCAGCUCAUCAACCAUCCAAGCCCAUCCUCCUCCUCCUCCUCCUCAUCAUCAUCAUCAUCAACAGCAGAAGAACCACCAUCAAGACACUCAAACCAGAAGAAGAACUACAACCAUCUCACCAGACCCAACAGACGAAGUCCAGAGAGCCAAUCGACCGAAAACCUGAGCUCGAAUACUAUCCCCACACCAGACCUACUGCCUACUACCAUCCAACAGCAGCAGCAUCACCACCAUCACCCCCUCCUAGACCAAUCCAAUCAACUGGCUUCUACUACAAGAAAUACGAACAAUAUCAUCAACUCAACAACAAGGAACUCAAAGAAACGCAAACCAAUAACCAUUCAGGACCCUCUGACAACUCAGAAACAGAAUUCAAAUCCACUCCUCAACAAUCACAAUCACACUCUCAACAACCAUCACUUCAUCCAAUCCACCCCAAAGCGACAGAAAACUGAACCCAUCAAGCCAUCCUCCACCAUUCACCAACCAAGCUUACCCACCCGUUCAAACCCUAUACCCGCCCAACCGGCACCUGGAUUUUUCUUCACCACCCAACCCUUCAAGACCCCAGGUGGCAAGCUAGACCCAUCGAAUAGCACGAUCGCCAAUGGCGGCCCCUCCGGCUCCUCCCCUCCUCAACCCCCAUCCUCUGGAAACUCCAAGGGAAAGGCAAAGGAGACGCGUCAGAUAUCUAACCACCAUAAACCUCGCCCACGCUCUCGAUCUAGUCAUCCUGAUCACAGCUCAUCCGACGAUCAAUCCAACCAUCUCCCUCAAGUCUCAAACAGACCCACAUCCUCCUCCUCACAGUUACACACUCCUAAACAUUCAAGGAAUACUCACAUCUAUGGACAACAGGAUCUACAGGCAGAUGGUGAAAUGUCACUGGUAAUCGCCGAAACACCUAUGCAUCAUAAAAACAGACAGUUCAGGCGAGGUGGAGGAAAUCAGCCUGGAAAGCAGAAAAACGAUCAGGUCGAGCUAGGCCACGGUCCUGGUACCCCACUCUCAUCUCAAUCGCUUCAGGCCUUUGAUUCUGGUCAAGGAAGCGUCAGGCGGGGCAGUCGUGCGAGCAGUAUUGGAAGUGGACACGAAGCUUUGCCGCAUCCUCGGAUACAACCCUCGGUCUUAUGCAGACAUAUCCGCACCGAUCUCCCGCCCAGUAUGAGGUGUCGGACGCUGCUAUCAUGGUGUAGUCAGAAGGCCGAACACGUCACAUACACCGUUCUGAAUCCGAGUUUCAAGCCGACCCGGUACAUUGCUGCCGAGCUGCCGAAGCCGCUGGCCCGGACGCUGGGACAGCUUGCGCCGCUCGAGGCGGGAGCCAAGUCGAAGUUGCUGACCAGGGUGGCCAAAUCGGCGCUCAAAAACUUCAUCCGCGGGAUCUGCGAGAACCAGGUCGAGAUCAGCUGGGGCAUCCCUCUCGACUCGGACGAGGACAACGAGGUCUCGGUCGAGGACCUCUCCAUACUCGAUCUUCAGGCCCUCCCCCCUCAUCCUCAAGACCUUAAAAACGAACGCAAGAUUGUGGAGUUAAACACUUGGAGAACUCGAACGUCAUAUGAAGAUCAUGCUCGACAAUUCCAACUGAAUCGAUAUGGGCGAUUGAUCGAACGGAUAACGGAGAAGAGUGAACGAACAAAAGAAGAGCUGUUGAAGUCUAACCGGUUCGAUGGUGAAGAUAAUGGAGAUAAAGACGGGUUGGUGAUUGACACGAAACGGUUGACCGAUCGAGCGGCGGUUCUCGAGUUCGGUCGGUUCCUGAGGUCCCGCCCUCUUCCUCCUCCGAAAUCAAUCGACGUGCUUGAUGAACUAGGGAUCAAUUGGAAUCAAAUCUCCUUCAACAUUGGGCUGAUUAAAGAAGGGAUGGGUCGAGUGGAGGAAGACCUCGUGGAGAUCAGGGAGCGGAUGAGUAGGCUGCAGAUGAGCUCGACGAUCAAGCUAAAGCGAGUCGGUGAGGAAGGCAUGCUGAGUGAGAUUGAGGCGAAGAUCCAGCUCUCAUCGACAGAUGGCGUCCAGCUAUGUCUCAAGUCCUUGAACCUCAACGAGCCCCCCAUCCAACCUGCGCUCCAACCUGAGGCUGGUCCUGGAUCGAUCGUCAAACGCGACUUCCUCAGAACUCUCAGUCGCUCAUCCCAUCUGGCUUGACUCCGACUAACCACCCCACCUCAUCGGGUUUCUGUUCACUUAAUCCGUCUCUGUCUCUCCCCCUGCCCUUCUUCUGCACCUUCUUCUUCUUUGUGAUUGUCCGUGAAAUGGAACUUUAAAAAAAUGAUGAUCAUCCUUGAUUUGUACUUCGACCGUCGACCUUGUUUACUUCAUCCGUAUUUGAUUAAUCGCUUUCAUUUCCUUCAUUAAUCACUAAUCUUGUCCUGUUUGUUUUUGAUUUUCAAAAAAACAAACAAAAGAAAAAAGAAAACAUCACUUUCACUCUUCAAAUGGUAAGAAAUACUUGUUUGGUUUGGGUUCCUUUUCCAUCUGUAUCUCUUUCUUUCUGAACAGUUUUUAUCCAUCAACUGUUUACAUACAUAUUACAUACAUCACUGAACACCAAAAACUAGUGGAUAUUUAUAUAGUCAGUCAGUUAGUAGUAACAUAGUAACACAGUGGUAGUAGAUGUUAACAACACACACACAUAUAUACAUCUAUAUAUAGAUACAUAUACAUAUUCAACCCCACCCAAAAAAAACAUCAAUGAAAUAUUUAUGUACUCUAUCUGUAGGUGUUUGUGUGUGUGUGUACAACUGACUGCCCCAACUUGUUGUCUCUGCUUCUUGUUUCCCUUCUAUUCAUAUGCAUCUUUCUCUGUUUCUUCUUCCUCUUCAUUUUCUUUUCUUGAUUUGUUCUUCUCUUGAUCUUGAUCAACCCGAUUCUUCACAUCCAUUCACACACAUGCUCAUGUGAAUAAUUCAUCUAUGUCUAUCUCUCUGAUCCCUUUCUUUCUGUUUUUCCAAUAAUCUUCAAAAUAAUUAGGUUUUCCUCUUUUUUUGAAUCAUCUCAUGACAUAUUUAUUUAUAUGAACCAAUCAAUCAAAAAAAGAAGUCAUAAAUACACUCAACCAAUCAUUGUAGAAAA
Messenger RNA from Puccinia graminis f. sp. tritici CRL 75-36-700-3, 3235 nucleotides. RefSeq lists its product as uncharacterized. The record is from RefSeq and is a predicted model, not a curated record. The transcript is spliced from 5 exons. NCBI's taxonomy places the organism in Eukaryota, Fungi, Basidiomycota, Pucciniomycetes, Pucciniales, Pucciniaceae. Gene Ontology annotation, cellular component: MIS12/MIND type complex. The coding region runs from base 53 to 2308 and encodes 751 amino acids. Gene Ontology annotation, biological process: cell division; mitotic sister chromatid segregation.